AGUGACAUUAAUACAAACAUAGUACCUUCUGUGUGUUAAUUGCAGAUCCAUUUCUGUGUGUCUGUAUCGUCCACCUCUGCUCUUCCUCUGUAGCAACAUGAGCAUGCGGUCCACGACGAGAACUCCGCCGUCGCAGCUGCUGCCAGUAUGCGUUCGCGGGUCGUUCUUAUUACGACUCAUUGCCGCUUGGUGUUGGUCAUCAACGUCCUGGCGCGCCGCGCUCCUGCUGUGUACUACAACUACUACAUCUCUUACCUCCGGAGUUGCGGGCUAUGUCCAGGUAUCCUAUGUAAAAACCUACCCACCCCAUAGUCAAGUUGGGGAAUCGGCUAGACAAAUCCACAAGCUUUGGCUGUUUCGCAUGACAAAUUCGGACGCGUAGUGUAGUGCUGUUUGAGCUAGUUCAGCAGCAUUACAGAUCUAGUCUCUCAUGCUGAUUGGAGCAUGACAAAUUUCAAAACACCAUUAGAAAAUGCUUCUCAUGGGGCUCCGCAUGAGAAACAUUUUAAGCCUGCAGAUUUGCAUGACAACUCUGGUGUGGGUACGUUUUUACUCAGGAUACCAGGGUGACGUGAUUCAUAUCGAGCCGGACGUAGUCCGCCCGCUCACCCUAUCAAAUGUAAAAAUGUCUGGGUCUGGAAGAAUGCAACUUGUCAUGCUAAAUCUGAAGCAUGCAAAAAUCUGUGUUGCAUGAUGACCAAAAGUCGUCCAGUUUUGACCAAGUCGAGAGGGAGUUUCUCAUGCAGGAUAGGCAUGAAAGAGAUCGCACAGAAUCCGUCAUGCUAGGUCCUGCAUUCCAGGCUUCAUGGGUCAUGGAAAACCUGCAUGACAAACCUGGCAAUCUUCCAGACCCAGACAUUUUUACAUUUGAUACACCCCCAUCACCGACAACUUCCACUACCAGCAAAUCGGUUUGUGUGACAGCGAGCUGCUGACCGCGCCCGAGAAGUUUCAGCUUCUCAUCGGCCUGAACGUGACCUCCCAGGAGGUUUGCACGCAGCGACUGAACGGCGAAGAAGUGAAGGCCUUGGAGUUGUUGAUCGACUACGAGUAUUACGUUCGGUUUCUGGCCAACAGCAUGAACAGCACGAGGGCCGCCCAGCAGCACGUCGCAGAUGACGAGGACCACAAGUUGAUUUCCCGUCUCCACAUGGACCACUUUCUUGGCGUGAAACUGGAGGACUAUCAUAUGUAAAAACGUCCCCACCCCAUAGUCACGUUGGGAACUUAGCAACACAAAUGCAGAAGCUUUGGGAGCCACGCGUGACAAGUUCAAGUUGCAGUCCGCAGCGUAGUGCAUGUUCGCAAGGACAUCCGCAUCACAAAUCCAUCUGCUUAUCCUGUUUGCGACAUACCAAAUGCCAAACCACGAUUGGAAAUGCGUGGCAUGUGGAAGCGCAUUACAAGUGUUCCUGUCAUUGCAAAUCUGCAUGACAACUCUGGGGUUCGGACAUUUUUACACAGGAUAAGGACCUCUCUCAGUUCAAGCAGUUCAUGCGCGAACACAACUCGGACGAUACGCAGGAUCUUCCGAACGACUUUCGGCUGGGCCUCCAGGAUCCGUUAAAGCCCUCGCACUGGAUCUACACGCACAAGGCCUUCGUGUUCUACUUUGACCCGGACUCCCGGAAAGUGCUGGAUGCGAUGGUGGAGGUGAACGACCUGCAACUCGUCAGCGUGCACACCCACCUGACCUUCCGCCAUUCCGUUUUCUGGCUGCCGAGGAAGGCGGAGGAUUUCCACCGCGCUUCUAUCCCGCCCUCCGGGAUGGAGUUCGAGUUUUCCGUGCACCCGAGCUUUUUGUUUCUCCCGCUGCUGUUCACGUUCUGCCUGUUUUUGAUCAUCAACCGCGGUUUGGACGACGUUGACCUCUUUGAGGAGCAAACCUUUGGCAACGAGUUUCGGCACUUGGAAUCGCACCCCGGGCUGCUGCGUUGGCUGCAGAAGCAGUUCCUGGCCAUGGGGACCAGCGACCCGUUGCUCGAGGAUCCAGUUCUGCGGGCUGGUGUGAGCAACCAAUCCAGCGCGCCGUUCUUGCAGCUCGUGCUCGGGGUUUCCCAUCUGGCAGUGGUUCUGGGCGCGGAAGUGGUGACGCUGUUUGUGUCCUUCGUUUUGCUGGAGUUCUUUCUCGUGCGGGGCAACUACUACGCGAGCGGAUCAUCAGAUAACUUCAACUCGGAACAAAACUCUACUUCUUCCGAAUUGAUAUCGGACCAGUCCGCGUUUGUGUUGUCGAUCCUUUUUGCGGGGUGUGUUUCUGGCGCUUUGUUUACAGAAGCCAAGCUGGCCACGCAGAAGCUGAAAAACAAGGAGAAACGCACAAACGACUUUUUCGUACAACAGCCGCUAUCUGCGCAGCUACCAGAACAUCAAGCUGGCGUUGCCGGGGUCAUGCCGUUCUCGCGAGAAAUUUCGUCGAAAAAUAAAUCGACAGCAGGAGAGCACAAGAAGCACCUCCCGAACAACCGUCCGCAGGAGCUUUCGGCAUUUCCGGAAAUAAAUCUAGUAGAAAAGAACAGCAACGACAACAACGCCGCUGCUGCAGCCGGGGGAACACAAGGCUCGUCUCCGCAUGAUCUUCCAGAAGAUCACUCGUUGAUUCUGGUUGACUUCCUGCUGUUCGCCGUCGGCCGUUGUGUGCUGCAACUCGUGACGUUCGGGCUCUUCCUGAACACGGGCGCCUGGGUCGGCCUGUUCGCCGCGAGUUCAGUUGGCUUCGCGCUCGGCUGCGGGGCGCGAUGCGGUUUCCUCGUUGGGGACUGUGGAACAUCUUCUUCAAAAGUGGAUGGCGUUUCUACGUCGAAUAAGACCACGAACGGCAGAACCAGCUACAGCUUCUUCUCCCUCCUCAGCCAGCUGUUUGUUGCUCCAGAUGCGGCGGGGAGGCACCUGCACAACUAUCGCCGGAUGAACAAUACAUCGAACUCGGCCGCGAGACUGCUCUCCACGUCGCCGCACGGUGGAGUAUCUACUUUUGACGGUACAUCAUCUACUACUUCGUCCAGCACCAAUAUUACACCGCUGCCGGCGAAAAAGCAAAUUCUCUUCGCGGCUGUCCACGCUGCGGUGCUGAGCGGCUACAGUGUGGCCUUGUACGAAGCAGUCUUGAAGCACGAGCUGUUCCUGGUUCUCACCGUGCCGGAGCGGACUUUGUCCGAAAUACUGGUGACGGUGGUGAUUUGGAUGGGCAUGGUAUCCUGAGUAAAAACGUCCCCACCCCAUAGUUGUCAUGCAGAUUGCCGAUCACAGGAAGAUUUGUAAUGCGCAUCUCCAUGAGCAUGAAAGGCAUUUCCAAUCGCGUUUUGGAAUUUGUAAUGCUGUAAACAGGAUAAGCUGAUGGAUUUGUGAUGUGGUUGUCCUUUCUAACAUGCAGAUGCACCACAGUACGGACUGCAACUUGUCACGCGUGGCUCCCAAAGCUUCUGGAUUUGUGUUGCUAAGUUCCCAACUUGACUCUGGGGUGGGGACGUCUUUUUUACAUAUGAUACAUGGUGGCGCUGUGGUCCAGUUUUUGGACCCUGGUCUCCGGUGCGGUGUUUGCGCACCCGGUGAAAAGCAGCCCAAUCCUGUGGCAGCUAAGUGGCGCGGGUCUUGCCGGCGCCGUGCUCACGGGGUAUUUCUGGCAUCCCAGUGAGCUGGACACCGCCGCGCACAAGCUGGAGCAGUUCUGCAUGUACUUCGGGUACUUUUUAAUCUUCCUCCCCAGUGUCUGCUUUUUCGUGUCCCACCUCGGCUCGCGGUUCGUCCUCAACGGCGUCGUGCGCCCCUUGUCGCUCAAAAAGUGGAAAUAGAAGCACUCGACUGCCGCGACAGUGGCGGCGUAGUAUUUCACACACCUCAGCUUUAUGUUUCUAAGUACCUAGUUCACCGAUUCAAUUUUUUGUAAUUUGAGUUGAUUGCUGUUAGAUGAGACGGCGAUCCGGUCCUGUUCAUCUCAAAAGAAAAUGCACCAUGCUCCUCGGGGUAUUACAUGCAUCGACAUACGGUUGUGAGUUCAAUUUACUUCUUGUUUUAAGGCUAUCAAAGAAGCUUGCACUCGCAUUGUUUUUUUCAUUACUUUUUUAACGCGCGAACUUUUUUUGCUGCGCGUUUCCACCUUCAUCUAUGAUGAAAAUUAUGAUUUGAUACCGCUCGUUCGUCUAGUUUCCGUUUCCACCUAUUUCCAAGCGUUUCAAAAUGCACACUCUGACUUUACAUCAAUGCAAUGCUUUCCUUGACACACGAUGCUUAAUUCGUGAAUCCGUUUUUUUGCAUGGAAAUCCAUGGCACGAGUUUCUGUUUCAUUGAUUUCCAUACCAACUCAAACACAACAUUCAUGUUUGUUGAUGCGUGACUCUGUGUCUGUCCUAU
This is a messenger RNA of Amoebophrya sp. A120, 4350 nucleotides long. The record is from the annotation of a GenBank genome assembly. Lineage: Eukaryota; Dinophyceae; Syndiniales; Amoebophryaceae.